AUGGAUUCCCAUUCCUCCAAUCAGACUCAAAGCAAACUUUGUCGCCUCCCUACAGAAAUACUAUUAGAGAUUCUCAAGGCACCUAAAAGGUUUGCGGACAAAGUCAGACUCGCCAGUACAUGCAGGAAACUGUAUGAUCUCCUAAUCCUAGAUAUGUACUGCGAAGCAGGUAAAAAGUUCCAUUGGGAAAUUAUGACGACAGCCGCAGAGGAUGGCAAUUGGCGCACUCUUGCCAGAUGCAUCGAAGCUGGUGCACCUAUUGAUUAUCGACCUCCGAAGCGCCUUUUCCGGCCUCUAGUAACAGCUAUCACGCUCUCUCGUCCUCGCACUGUCAAGUGGCUUCUUAACCGUGGGGCAAACCCGAAUAGUGCGGGUUAUGACGAUAAAGCCUUGGAGGCUCCAUGCCCUCUUGCACUGGCUGUUGGAUACGCCAUAAGACCCGGAAUUCUCCACAAUCAUAUACCUCGUCGAUGGAAACGCCAGGGCAUCAAGAUUCCAUCCUACAAAUGCCAUCAGCGAAACAGUCGCGAGAUCAUCAAGGCCCUCCGCCAGGCAGGUGCUGACGAGCAGCCUCUUGGAGAUACUGAACGGUUACAUCUAGAUUCCAUCGAAGCUGGAACAUUCUGCUGUUCUCAACACAAACCCCGUCUCUGGUACCAACGGAGGUAA
Fusarium subglutinans is the source of this 669-nucleotide messenger RNA. RefSeq lists its product as uncharacterized. The transcript has a single exon. Bases 1 to 669 code for a protein of 222 amino acids. Lineage: Eukaryota; Fungi; Ascomycota; Sordariomycetes; Hypocreales; Nectriaceae. The record is from RefSeq and is a predicted model, not a curated record.